UCAGGUCCGGUCCAGUCUGUGGGAAGCGGGCCGAAAGACCUGAGUCCUGCCCACUGGUCACCCCAACCUCCUCCUCCCCGCCGGCGGCCACGGCAGCGACGGCGAGGAAGGCGGCAUGAGCGUGUUCGGCGGCGACAGCUGGGCGCGUGAUGCGCAGCAGCGGAAGCGCCGCCUCGACGACCUCAUGCUACCGGCCCCGGCGUCCUCAUCUCCCUCGACGCCCGAAUCCUUCAGGAGGCUCCCCAACGGCAAGCUCGCCUGCCUCGUGUGCCCCAACCGCCCGGUCCUCGACUCCCCCCUUAUGCUCUCCAUGCAUAAUAAAGGUGCACGGCACAUCGCAGCAGAAUCUAGGCUGAGGGAGAAAGAACUAUCUAAGAAGCACGAAAUUAACAAGAGAAUGGCUCUCUCAUCAGAUGCUUCCCAUUCAAAUUCUGGUAAUGCACACUCCAGUAGUAAGCCUACCAAUAUGAAAGAAAAGCCACUAAUUGAGCAGACACGGAGGGCAAUCCUGGAAUCACAAUCAAGCAGGUUCCAUGAUUUCAAUGCCAAGAAGGUAUCUCAUGAUUUGAAGUGGACAACAAAUACUUCAUCCUCUGAUCCCCAUGUUGCUCCUUCUGACGUUCCGAUGGAAAAAUUGACUGGAAAUACUAGAUCAAUACAGUGUAACAGCAGUAAAGGAGAAUCUUUUGCUGGAAAUCAGAUUCAAGGCAAGUUACCUUCAGAUUGGCAAACAGAAGCCCGAAAACGCCAGGAGCAAGAACUUCAGUUCACGGCUUCUGGCUGGAAACGAGAUGGCCAUGGAAGAUGGUACAGAGAUGAAAAUAAGCGUAAGUUCUUACCUAUUAGAAGCUGCAGGUGCAUGCGAAGCUAAUAUGAUGAAGAGGUAACAUCAUUAUAUUUUUUAUUUGUAUUUCAGACUAUUUAAAUUUUUUUCUUUUGUCUAUUCUCUCACUUUAGUUCUUUGGAAACUUAGGUCAGGUACAUUUCAUGUCUUGUAAAGUAGCAGUUACGUUAUUGCUUAAUGCCAUAGGCACCUUCCACUUGUGGUAAAUAUCCAAACAAAUGCCAUGAUCCUUCGCAAUGAUCCAUGUUGAGAACUAAUAAAUUGAGAUGGCAUAGGGAUUUUGAUACACAGGCUACUGGACAGCCACAAUGGUCAAGGUUAGAUGCAAUUGCAAAGAACACAUUGGAUGGGGUGUUGUUUCUCUGCAGCAGAGUUUAAGGUUAUUGAGUAAAAUUAUCGUGUCUGAUGCCUCAAAAUUGGUGAAAUUUUACUGGAAGGUGUGCUAUCUGCUAUACAUAAUUUGUUGGAGAUGUUGCCCUUUUAGUUGUAUAUUGAACAUGCUAGUUUUGAAUACAACUUUAAAUAUUGUAUGCUGAAUACACAUGGCAUUAAUGUCAUCUAACUAGAAGAAAUUGAAAGGAAUGACGACUUUGCUCGAGGAUUAAAUUAAUCAGAUUAGUUGGCUUUCCCCCAUUAAUUUGACCAUGUGGAGGCAGCGUUGUUGCUUCUUCCUUGAUUAAUCCAGAGUCCUCGAUAUAUCUCUAUAAAAACCUUAAUGGUCUGCUUGCUAGUACUACCUCCACAACAUUCUGUUCCUUUUCAUAACUCAGAAGUGCAGAGCUUGCUUUGUGCCAUCUAAAUCAAAAGAUGGCAAACACUAAUUCUGCAGAAGGGGCACAGCAGACCAACCCUGAAAAGGUCAAGCUGGUCACUGUUCUGAGCAUCGACGGUGGCGGUGUUAGAGGAAUCAUCCCGGCCGUCAUCCUUGCCUUCCUCGAAGAGAAGCUCCAAGAACUGGAUGGACCAGAUGCUAGGAUUGCUGACUACUUCGACGUUGUUGCCGGCACGAGCACCGGCGGUCUCUUGACGGCGAUGCUCACAGCCCCGGGCAAGAACGGACGACCACUCUUCAACGCCAAGGAUUUGGCGCAGUUCUACAUCGACCACUCGCCCAAAAUCUUCCCACAGAAGAACUGGAUCCUAUCCAAAAUCUUUAGCAUGUUGAGGAUGGUAAGGGGCCCCAAGUAUGAUGGCAAGUACCUUCAUGCGCUGCUUCGUCAGUACCUUGGCGACUUGAGGUUGGACAAGACGCUAACUAAUGUGAUCAUCCCAACCUACGACAUCGCCAUCCUGCAGCCCACGAUUUUCUCAAGCUUUGAGCUUAAGCACCGGCCAUAUAAAAAUGCACUGCUGUCUGACAUCACAAUCAGCACCUCCGCCGCUCCAACCUUCUUCCCGGCACACUACUUCGAGACAAAAGACGCGGAUGGCAGUACCAGGGCCUUCAACCUCGUCGAUGGAGGCCUCGCCGCUAACAAUCCCACCCUGAGUGCGAUGAGCCAGGUGUCGAAGGACAUCAUCCUUGGGGACCCCGACUUCUUCCCCGUGAAGCCGGUGGAUUACGGCAAGUUCAUGGUGAUCUCCCUCGGCUGCGGGUCGAACCGGACGCGCAAGUACAGUGCCAAGGCCGCGGCCAAAUGGGGCAUCUUCAACUGGCUCAUCAUGGACGGCACGGCCCCCAUCAUCGACAUGUUCAACGGAGCCAGCGCUGACAUGGUCGAUAUCCACCUCUGCGUCCUCUUCAGGGCCCUGCACUCCAGUCACAACUACCUGCGCAUUCAGUAUGAUCAGUUGACGGGCAGCGCGGGCUCCGUCGACGACUGCUCCAAGGAGAACAUGGACAAGCUGGUGAAGAUUGGGAAGGACCUCCUCACCAAGAACGUCUCCCGGGUGGACCUGGAGACGGGCCGGAUCGUGGACAUUCCCGGCGAGGGCACCAACGCCGAGAAGCUCGCCAAGUUCGCGAAGCAGCUCUCCGACGAGCGACGCCGGCGCCAGAAUCUUCCCAAGUAGAACUAAAUCUAAUGCACAGCACAGUUGACUGCGUUUACAACGUUAUCUAGAUAGCUGCACGCGUUUUCGUGAUUUUGUCGGCAUUUGCAUUCCAUUCAUUUCCCCGUGUUGUCGUCACGUACUAGUUUGAUAUGUAUUGUAAAUAAGCAGAAGAACGGGUUUAUUUUACUUGUAAUAAAGCAACUCUGGACGAACGUCUCGAAUGUUGUUUUGAAAGAUCU
Molecule: messenger RNA, 3078 nt
Organism: Panicum virgatum (switchgrass)
Lineage: Eukaryota; Viridiplantae; Streptophyta; Magnoliopsida; Poales; Poaceae
Product: patatin-like protein 2
Exons: 8
Coding region: 1652-2857 (401 amino acids)
Biological process (GO): lipid metabolic process
Molecular function (GO): glycerophospholipase activity; monoacylglycerol lipase activity
Source: RefSeq, a predicted model, not a curated record